AUGCGAGAGCGGGGGAGGGACGCGGCCAAACUUUCCGCGGAGCAGAAAGGCAGCGGCGGCCGUGCUGCCGCCCCGGCCUGCUGCCGUAUUUUAGAUAUCCCCUGUAAAGUGUGCGGCGACCGCAGCUCGGGGAAACACUACGGGGUCUACGCCUGCGACGGCUGCUCGGGGUUUUUCAAACGGAGUAUCCGAAGGAAUAGGACGUAUGUCUGCAAAUCUGGAAACCAGGGAGGCUGCCCGGUGGACAAGACGCACAGAAACCAGUGCAGGGCGUGUCGGCUGAAGAAGUGUUUGGAAGUCAACAUGAACAAAGAUGCGGUGCAGCACGAGCGGGGGCCUCGGACGUCCACCAUUCGCAAGCAGGUGGCUCUCUACUUCCGUGGACAUAAGGAAGAGAACGGGGCGGCUGCGCACUUCCCCUCCGCAGCGCUGCCCGCGCCAGCCUUCUUCACCGCAGUCACGCAGCUGGAGCCGCAUGGCUUGGAGCUGGCCGCCGUGUCCGCCACCCCGGAGCGGCAGACUCUCGUGAGUCUGGCUCAGCCCACGCCCAAGUACCCCCAUGAAGUGAAUGGGACCCCAAUGUAUCUGUAUGAAGUGGCCACAGAGUCAGUGUGUGAAUCAGCUGCCAGGCUUCUGUUUAUGAGCAUCAAGUGGGCUAAGAGUGUACCAGCUUUCUCCACGCUAUCUUUGCAGGACCAGCUGAUGCUUUUGGAAGAUGCUUGGAGAGAACUGUUUGUUCUAGGAAUAGCACAAUGGGCCAUUCCGGUUGAUGCUAACACUCUACUGGCUGUAUCUGGCAUGAAUGGUGACAACACAGAUUCCCAGAAGCUGAACAAGAUCAUAUCUGAAAUACAAGCUUUACAAGAGGUGGUGGCUCGGUUUAGACAACUCCGGUUAGAUGCUACCGAAUUUGCCUGUCUAAAAUGCAUCGUCACUUUCAAAGCUGUUCCUACACACAGUGGUUCUGAACUGAGAAGUUUCCGGAAUGCUGCUGCCAUCGCAGCCCUUCAAGAUGAGGCUCAGCUAACCCUCAACAGCUACAUCCAUACCAGAUAUCCCACUCAACCCUGUCGCUUUGGAAAACUCCUGUUGCUUUUGCCAGCUUUACGUUCUAUUAGUCCGUCAACGAUAGAAGAAGUGUUUUUCAAAAAAACCAUCGGCAACGUGCCAAUUACAAGACUGCUUUCAGAUAUGUACAAAUCCAGUGACAUCUAAGCUCUGAGUCCCCACUUUUCAGGAUGGGACAGUAUCUGAUGAACUUCUACCCACGGAGAAUAAGCCUCAACUAACAAACCCUUCAGGAAGCAUAAACCUGGGAAUGUGUAGCCUUCAGGAAAAAAAAAAUGCCAAUUGACACAAAACAGUUCCAGUCGCUUUGACCUGCUGCCUCAGCCAGGGUAGGGCAGCCUGGGAAGGAAAGGGGUUGUCACAGGACCACCCGAGCAGAGCCACGCCCUGGGAAGGGGGGCUGAAUAGUAGGGAGGUUGCCACAGGCCAUGCCAUUCUGCUUCUUACUUGGAAGAUCAGGCUGAACUCUCAAAAGCUGAAACAUCGGUAGAACUUUCUUUUCCUUUUUAGCAGAUAAUGUUGGGUAACCAAAUAUAGUUCUGUAUAUAACAUCAGACAGCAGCCUUCAGAACUAUUUUAUGUUGGAGAAAUUAUUUUAAAAAUAAUGGUUAGGUCUUAAAUCAAAAGUUUUAUCAAAAGUUUUUCUUCUAUCGUAAUACAUCAUGAAGUGGCCUUCAGAACCGAGUUAGUGAAUGAAAGGUAGCUUAUGCCGUGAGACUUGCUUUUCUCUAUCUUUUUUCUUUCCUUUCUCUUUCUUUUGUUUUUCUCCUUCUGCUUCCCCUCCUUCCCCUUCUUCCCCUCUCCCCCCCCCCCUCUCUUUGAUACCAUAGGCCAGGCAACCUUGUCAAAGGAAUUGGUGGACGAAAAGGAGACUCUCACCAAGACUUCAGGUUGGAUAACAUCUCAAAAAUAGAAGAGCUUUACUAAAAGAACGCAAAUUGAGGGAGGAUGAAUUAAAACAGCCAAACCAAAUAAAGUGGAGAUGGAUGAUGAGGCAGAUUGCUGUCCCGUUAACAAAGUGCUGCGACCAAAGGCAAUGGGGGUCCGAACUCGUGUCUCAGUCAGUCGCACCAGAGAGUAAAUGAACAGAGACAUGAUGCCAGAAGGAACCCCAAGGAGAUGGAGGCUAAAAGCUUUCUUGAUUGAUCCGAUGCUAACAGCCUGAGACUCUUCAAUGCCUUUCAGAAAACCGGUUUCUAGUAAAGCCUUGAAUGCGCGCAUGCACGCACACACGCGCACACACACACACACACACGCGCACACACACACACACACACACACACACACACCGUCCUACACUAUAAGCUGCUCCUUUGGUAUGAAUCUAUACUUAUGGAAAUGUAGAAACAAACAUUUUAAAAUAGCUGCUGUACUUUUCACAUUUUGAUUUAUUAGGUACUAGCACUGAGGAAAAAUAUUCAGCACUUGGACUAUCAUAGGAUGAGUAAAACUUUUCUUGUACAAAGUGAAUUAACUGAUUUGUGAAGUUAAAAGGUUGUACUCAUUGUAUUUACAAAGAAUAAAAAUAUAUUGGAUUUAAAGGAACUCUACCUGAUUUCUUAGCCUCCCUCCCUGGCUGGUUCUCACCCACCAGAGAAAAGGUGGCAGCAGCAGCUGGUGUAAAAACUGAAGCUCAGAGCACUCCAGCCUGAAGAACCGAACCACAAAGGCAAUUUCCUUUUUACAGUGAAUCCCAUUUGUAAAAUGAUGAAUAAAGAAAUAAAACAUAA
This is a messenger RNA of Panthera uncia (snow leopard), 2798 nucleotides long. It is a transcript of the gene NR2E1, whose product is annotated as nuclear receptor subfamily 2 group E member 1. The coding region runs from base 1 to 1215 and encodes 404 amino acids. Gene Ontology annotation, molecular function: RNA polymerase II cis-regulatory region sequence-specific DNA binding; nuclear receptor activity; zinc ion binding. Lineage: Eukaryota; Metazoa; Chordata; Mammalia; Carnivora; Felidae. The transcript is spliced from 9 exons. Gene Ontology annotation, biological process: cell differentiation; negative regulation of transcription by RNA polymerase II; anatomical structure development. The record is from RefSeq and is a predicted model, not a curated record.